AUGAAGUCAAAGAUCGAGGCUUUGGAGGUAAUCAGGCAUAAUCUAGACCCCGAAACAGAAAUGCCAAUUUUCAAGGAGUCUACCUUCAGACAUUUUAUUUCGAUGUCUGAAAAUAUGAUCUAUUUUGGAGUGUUGACACAAUAUCUGCUUUUGAGGCGGAUAGAAACAAAAAAGAGACAUGAGUUGUGGUUCAUGGUUAAUGGAACCACAACUAGGUUUGGAAUGAGGGAAUUUGCAUUAAUUACUGGAUUGAACUGCGGGAAAACUCCAGAGCCGGACGUGAUCUUGAAAGCUUCGAAGAAUAGAAGAUUAUUGGAGCAUUUUAAGUCCCACGUAGUACUUGUUGCUGAUUUAAGAAAAUUGCUCACAGGGAAGAAGAUAAAAGGUAGCGAUAAAGCAAAGAUCGCUAUCAUUUAUUUUUUAGCACAACUAUUAUUAUCUGGGGACGAGAAGAAGACCGUCCCACUGGAUUGGUUGUCUUACGUUGACGAUUUAGAAUUCUUCAACAGCUAUCCAUGGGGCAGGGUGUCUUUUGAAUGCACUCUGCAGGCUUUGAAGAAGAACUUGAGAGAGAAAUUCCAGAAAUGGGUUCGGAAAGGACGUAAUAAGAGCAUCAAGGAAACCUACUCAAUAUGUGGGUUUCCUUGGGCCUUCCAGUUUGGGCAUUCGAAACAUUUCCAACCAUCGACGCCACGUUUGCAAAGAUGGUUGAGGGACGUCUUCCCAGAAUCCUCAAAUGGGAGGCACGCCGGGUUUCAUUGGUCGAGGAUGGUAGAGUACAAUAGUAGACAUUUUGAAGCCAUCAACAAAAGGCUAGACUCGCUAGUUGUAUCUAUUAGAGAAAUUAAGGACAAUAUAGCAUGUCUAGCGAAACAACAAUUACAGCCAAAGCCAGUGCCUGAGGAAGAACUUGACCCAAAGUUUCAACUUGAGCCUGAGGCAGAACUUGAGCCUCAGGUUCAGCCAGAGCCUGAGGAUCAGCUUGAGCAACAGGUUCAUUCAGAGCCAGAGUCUGAAUCGAAGAAUGAAAAGUGA
Messenger RNA from Morus notabilis, 1035 nucleotides. RefSeq lists its product as uncharacterized. The record is from RefSeq and is a predicted model, not a curated record. The transcript is spliced from 3 exons. Bases 1 to 1035 code for a protein of 344 amino acids. Lineage: Eukaryota; Viridiplantae; Streptophyta; Magnoliopsida; Rosales; Moraceae.